Vespula pensylvanica (western yellowjacket) is the source of this 3484-nucleotide messenger RNA. RefSeq lists its product as uncharacterized. The record is from RefSeq and is a predicted model, not a curated record. Bases 1751 to 3484 code for a protein of 577 amino acids. NCBI's taxonomy places the organism in Eukaryota, Metazoa, Arthropoda, Insecta, Hymenoptera, Vespidae. The transcript has 6 exons.
UAUAUACGUACACGUAUACGAUGUUCUAGUGAGAAAAUCAUUUGCAUUACGUCAGAAUUCGCGGAAUAAACGGGACGUGUUGCUUCAUUUGUAAAAUUAUUUUCAUAACGGAAGUAUAGUUGAUCGAUUUAAGAAAAGAAAGAAAAAGGAAUACUCUUGACGAUCUCAGUCGUUUAAUUGAUAGUUAAAACGUAAAAGAAAAAGACGUUAUCGUUUUGGAUAUAUAUCUUAAUAAUGAUAAUAAUAACAACAACAAUAAUAAUAAUAAUAAUAAUGAUAAUAAUAACGGUAAUGUAUCUUAUUAAAUUAAGGAAAGCAGAGAGAAUCGCAUUUGUACGGUGUACAUCGAACGUGUUCACAGGAUCGACUUAAGCAGGAAUGUAUAUAUAUAUAUAUAUAUACAUAUAUAUAUGUAUGUAUGUAUAUAUAGAUAUAUACAUGUGUAUAUAAUAUUAUAAGAUGUAUAUGUGUGCGUAGUUAAAGAAACGUGUGCGUCAAUAGCGCACAACGUGUGUGCGAUUCAGGUAUCCAUCUUUUUCUCUCUCUCUCUCUCUCUCUCUUUCUCUCUUUCUCUCUCGUUCUCUCUUCUUACAUUUUCCAUCUUUAUCGAAAGUAUAAGCAACGUUGAGUGACGUCGCACGUAUAUCAGUAGUCCAUACUCGUGUGCGUGCGUGUGUCUUGCGUGUGCGUCGUAUCUGUUAUGUAUUUGUGCGUACGUGCGCGUCGCAGGAGCUCGUUCAGGUAGAAGAAAAAAAGAGAAAAGAAAAAAGAGAGGAGUAGGAAGAAGAAGAGGAGGAGGAGGAAGAAGAAGAAGAAGAAGAGGAAGAAGAAGAAGAAGAAGAAGAAGAAGAAGAAGAAGAAGAAUAAGGAACGGAGGUGCGGCACGACACUCGACGACGAACGCCAGUGAGCCGUUCGCCGCGUGUCGUGCUUGAUCAUUCUCUCGCGUCUUCCAUUUUGGAGAACCGUCCAUCCGUCCGUUCUCGGACAUCGUCGACAUAACAAAAGACAAAUAGACUUUUGGCGGGAUUUUCGAAUACGAUAGUUACGAACAUCGUAUAUAAAAACGAGAUAUAUAUUAACGACGAAUUACGAGGACCGAUAUAUAAACUUGAAAUUGAAGGCAAGUUUUCGUUUGAUUAGUUCCUUCCUUUCUUUUCUUUCUUUCAUGUUAUGUUAUUAAAAAAAAAAAAAAGAAAAGAAAAGGAAAAAGAAAAGAGAGAAAAGAAAAAUACAAAAAAGAGAGAAAGAAUAAAGAAGUGAGAUAGAGAAAAGAAAAGAGAGAAGAGAAAAAAGGAGAAGUUCUCGUGUCGUCAUUAUCGUCGUCAUUGUCGUCGUCAUUGUCGUCGUCAUUGUCGUCGUCGUCAGAGUUCUAUCGUUAGCCUUGACGGGCGCCAGCCGGUCGCGUGUACUCUCACGCGCACGUGCACGCACCGAUACCCUUCGAACGCGACUUCGAACGAGUUCACGGACCGGAUUAAAUCUUCUCUUCGAGAGAAAGAUUGAGAGAAGGAGAGAUAGAUAGAUAGACAGACAGAGAGAAAAAGAGAGAGAGAAAGAAAGGAAGAAUCCAUCCCUUGUCUCUUUUUCUAUGAAUUUGAUAUUGGAAUUAGAGGAUAUGAUAAAUGAUAAGAAACAACGGAUAAAAUAUUGAAUGAAUGAGAUAGAAAGAGAUAGAAAAAGAGAGGAGACAAAGAUAAAGGUAAAGAGGAUAUAUAUUAUGUGAGAUUCUUAGUUGAAGAGGAGCACCAUGUCGACGACCGACGUGGUACGAAUCUCUCCUCAGCAGCAACAGCAACAGCAGCAGCAGCAACAACAACAACAACAACAACAACAACAGCAGCAGCAGCAACAACAGGGAUCGUCUCUCGAUGAGGAACAAGGAAGACUGAAAAACGAUUUGCAAUAUCUCCGAAGAAAGGGACUUCUCAAGGCGCCCGGUGAAUCGUCCUACCAAGGACGUAAAUGUGCGAGAUGCUGUGCCCCGUUUGGUAGAUUUUACAACACCGGGGCUACGUGUACUCGUUGCAGAUAUAGGGUUUGCAGGCAGUGCCGUAUCGAGGUCAGAGGUCCGAACGAGGAGAACGAGACCGGUAAAGACGUCGAAUGGAUUUGCAACGUUUGCUAUAAGAUCGCAGAGUUACACGUUAUCACUGGCAAAUGGAUGUACGAGGAUCCAUUUACGAGAGAGAUCAUCGAUGAGAAAAAAUCGUCGUCUCCUUUGGACAUAUUGAAGCACAGUAUACGCCGUGCUUGGACCAUAAAUGGACCACCCACACGUUGGUCAGCCGCAAGAAAAUCACCGGAGUUGCGAGUUUAUCGUAGUCUACCGACUAGACGACAGGAAUAUCGUGAAUCCAUCGGGAAUGACGAUAACGUGAUAACGGGAAGGAACGUUUCGUUUACAAGAUCGGAAAUAGAGAAUAAUCGGACUACGAGCGAACGUUCUGUAAAUGUCAAGAACGAAGAGUCAUCGUCGUUUCUCGUGAAAAUCAUUUCGCGAAACGAUAUUGCCAGUUACGAACGAACGAAAAAAAACGAAAAAUUACGCGACGUUAAAUUCGAGGAGACGAUUGUAGUAUCGACGGUGCCAUCAUCGGCCGAGGUUGCCGUAAAAGGUUCGUUUAGAAGGAACGAAAAGAACGUUGGAAACUGUGGAAAUAAUAAUAAUAAUAAUAAUAAUAAUAAUAAUAGUAUUAAUAAUAAUAAUAACAAUAACAACAACAACAACAACAAUAAUAAUAAUAAUAAUAUCAACAACAAUAAAGUUAAGGAGUUGCAGGAAGAUACGACAAGUAAUCAGGAACAACAGUGCGUUGUAACACCAAGGAUAUCGUUAUUAAAACCACCUAGAAUAUUUUCGAAGCUAAUAUCGUCGGAUAUUAAAUUUUCUCAGAGUAAAUAUGGCGAAAGAAAAUCGAAUAUACCUAUAUUUAAGAGGAGCUCGAAGGAAUUCGAGGAUAUCAGGAGUCCUCAGGAAUCACCGAGACGAUCUCUUAUACCACAAAGAUAUAGAGGAAGCACGGACGACCUUAGACGUAGUCGUGAGGAUAUAAGCGUGCCAAGUUUGAUACCGAAACUCCUGUCGCCUCGUAAUAAGGAGGAUAGAUUAAUAAAGCGUCAGGAUAACAAGGAGGAAGAAGUUCGUACGAACGUAACGAAAGUUUUAACACCGUUUAAAAAGGAUAUUAAGGAGGAGCCGAGAUUUACGAACGUUAGUAUAUCGCAAAACAAUAUUAUUAACAAUAGUAACGCGAAGGAGGAGAAUAAGAUCGGUGUACGAACGUAUCGACGCGAUAAUAGUACAAGAGAGGAAGAAAAAGAGAAAGAAAAAAAGAAAGAGGAGGAGGAAGAGGAGGAGGAGGAGGAAGAGGAGGAGGAGGAAACUGAGCAAAAGGAAAAGGGAAAGCUUCGAGGAGGUGGAGAAGUUAGAGGAGAAGUUGGACGAGCUGGAGGAUCGAUCUUUAACGAUAAAACGAUCUAA